Cutaneotrichosporon oleaginosum is the source of this 1220-nucleotide messenger RNA. RefSeq lists its product as uncharacterized. The record is from RefSeq and is a predicted model, not a curated record. NCBI's taxonomy places the organism in Eukaryota, Fungi, Basidiomycota, Tremellomycetes, Trichosporonales, Trichosporonaceae.
ACUCCUACAUCCCACUCUCUUUUCCUCGCUCCUUACUCCCGACACCGGCCCUUGCCUCUGGACUAGGCUGACGACCACCACAGAACACCCCGCUCUCCUUCAACAUGUUCGCCCUCCUCCUCGCCGCCGUAACGGCCAUCACCGUUGUCUCAGGCGCGCCCAUCCAGAGCAGCGACUGCAAGCGCUACAACGUCGACAAACUCGAGGACUAUGCCACGUACCACUUCCGCUACGUCGCCCUCGACUGCCGCACCCAGCACAACACCACCUUCUUCGACGACUGCUGCCGCCCCCUCCGCCAGGGCCAGAACCUCACCGAGAUCCGCCCCGCCCAAUGCAUCCCCAACGACACCCAGAUCGCGUCCGCUUCGUCCCACAUAGCCUCUGCCACCGCGGCCCUCCCCACCCCCAGCGCAUCUGGUACUGGCUACGACAGCUACGCUGGCCAGGCCAACUCGACCGAGGGUCAGAAGCACGACGACGGCGCCGCCGCCGCUUACUCGUCCGACGGCGCGUCCUGGUCUGCUCCUUCCCAACAGGCUACACCCACCCCCGAUGCAUCAUCUGCUCCCUCGUCUUCUCCCUCGCCGUCGCCGUCGCCGUCGCCUGCAGUCAACGCUGAGCAGGCUGCAGCCCAGUACCAGCAGCCGCCUCAGGGCAUUUCGUCCUCGGAGGACGCUACUACCUCGUCAUCAUCGUCUCAGCAGCCCCCCUCGCCGACCUCAUCCUCGGAACAGCCCAAGGAGACCUCCACGGGCGACAACAACCAGGGCAACAGCGGCUCUUCUGACAACCAGAGCGGCGUCAACCAGGGCGGCGAAGCGACGUUCUACGCGCAGACCGACGGCGGCCUCACUGGUGCUUGCGGCGACGUGCACUCGGACAGCGAUCUCGUCGUUGCUCUGUCGACCAAAGGGCAGUGGUACCCGAACACGGGCGAGAAGUCACCCUACUGUGGUCGCCAGGUGCAGAUCUGGCCCGCGGGCAGCUUUGCCGGCCAAGGAAACGUAGUCACAGCGACUGUUGCCGACGCCUGCCCUACAUGCUCAAACGGCAACAGCAUCGACCUCUCGUACGGCACUUGGGACGCCAUGGGUAUUUCGCGCGACGUCGGUGUCGUCCCCAUCGACUGGAAAUUCAUCUAAGGUUGUUCGUUACUAGGGCCGGCUGCGCCUGCCUUGUCUUCGUCACCCUUCUCUCUUAUUUUAUAUCGCACUUUG